AUGCGUUUCGCCAUGCUCACAGUGCUGGUCGCCAGCGCCACUCUGGCAGCCGCGAAUCCCAACCCCAAGCCCCCUUGCGGCACCUGCAACCCGGUGUCUGGCCAAAACCGCUGUGACGUUACCACGUCGUGCAUCAACACCGGGACUUCAUUCCACUGUGCUUGCCGUGCUGGCUACAAAGCGUCUUCGCAAAAUAACAAUGUGAACCAGCAGUUCCGCUUGCCAGUGCCGAACUAUGAGUUCCUUGUCUUUGUGCCGGAGAAUACGCCUUGCAAUACCCUUUGCGACAAUCGCAUGGCUCCUGCUUCGCAGCUCUGCCAGGAGGUUCCGCUUUACAACCAGUGUCCGGCUUAG
Penicillium soppii is the source of this 354-nucleotide messenger RNA. RefSeq names its product putative adhesin. Gene Ontology annotation, molecular function: calcium ion binding. NCBI's taxonomy places the organism in Eukaryota, Fungi, Ascomycota, Eurotiomycetes, Eurotiales, Aspergillaceae. Bases 1 to 354 code for a protein of 117 amino acids. The record is from RefSeq and is a predicted model, not a curated record. The transcript has a single exon.